GUGGCUGAUGCACCGUCUCUUUUCCCCGGUUCAUUGCCCCACAUAUUGUAAAAAGUGCUUGGCAUCCGAUGGAAAUUUUGGCCUGGAUGUUGAGCGCUCAUCGCCCGAGGUGCCUGUCGUCCACUCUGCGUUUGGGAUUCGAGAUUUGAGAGGACCGGGCAGAGCGAAAUACCAACAACCUCUCCCAGUGCCUGAGCCUCCCAACGGUUUUGAUCAAUUGGGACACCAAUAGCCCGCCUCCUCGCUCCGAAAAGAAUACACAAACCAUGCGCCAUCUCCCGAGGUUACGGGGCGCCGUCUCGGCGAGCCUGUGCUGCUCCUCUCCGACCCAUAUCCGUACCACCACCGCUGUGGCUGCCGUCGCGACGACUUCCUCUUCCUCCACAAAGACCCAAUCCCUUCAAAGGCGAACUCUUUCCACGUCCCUCCCCCGCUCCGACGCUGUUGAAGCCUACACCCCACCACAGGGUCUCAAACCACCCCCACAAGCACGGAAGGCUGCCGUCCGCCCAGACAAGAUUACCGACCCCGCAUACGAGCCGGCACAAGAUGGAUUAGAGCUGGAGGAAGUGGGUGGACUGGAUGGUUGGUGGGAGAACCCAGACAACUAUGGUGUUGGCAGGCAGUGGGUUGGUUAUGGCCCCGCAGAGAAGAUUACCGACCCGGCCGUUCUCGAGGUGGCGGUUUACCGUGCGUUGGUUGAGGCCAUGGUUGCGAGACGGCAAAUGAACACGCCGGACACGACUCCCGCUAGGGAUGCUCUGCUCGAGUCCGGGUGGGGCCCCGCAGCAUUGACGGCCACCACUGUUCAAACCAAGCUGUGUGGUGGCUCACAUGGCACUCUUAUAUUGAAACCAGCCGAAGACAUCGAGACAGCUACUGCCGCCGAGCAAGAGGCUGAGGUAACGGAGGAGGCCAAGGAACAGCUCGAGGCAGCUGUCCGCCCGGAGCAAGAGGCUGAGGUUGUGGAGGCCAAGGAGGAAGUUAAGACAGCUAUCGCUUCUGAGCAAGUAGCUGAGAUAACGGAGGAGACCAAGGAGGAAGCCGAGACAGGCGUCGCUUCGGAGCAAGAGACCGAGACCGAUGUCAAGGAGGAAGUUGACGCAACAGAGGACUCGGCGGACCAUGUUAUCAGCACUGAAGAGGCCCGGGUGCUAUUGAAGGAAAUUGGCCAUGAAUGGAAGCGGCCCAUGAUCAAGGACCUCAUCUACAAAUAUUUUGUUGCCAAGCGUAUCUACAAGCUUACUGGACACAGGAUUCCAGAUGGCAAGUUGGUCGCUAUCAAUUCCGGUGGUGUUCUUCUCAAGGAGAUCGUGAAGCCACCCAAGGCCAAGAAGCUCGCCGAGGAGAUUGAGAACAAGCAGCUCUUCCAGUCUCUACCCAACGUAAAGAUGUUCGCCCGCAGAGUCACACCCAUCGACAAGGAGAAGAUGGUGGGUCGCUGGAAGGUUAUCCGGGAGGAGCUCGAGAGACGCGGCCUCCCUGUUAUUGGCACUGCCGAUAUCGACAAUGCGAUCGAGAAGAAGUGGGUUACGGGUGCUAAAUAAAGCUACCGGAACCUGCUGGGUUGCUGUGUGUAUAUUACCGCUGAGGAUAUCCCUGUGUAACAUGUAUAAUGUAGACAAAACUCAGGUGUCGAUGUAACAACAUGAGAAUUGUGUCAGUCUUUU
Molecule: messenger RNA, 1670 nt
Organism: Podospora bellae-mahoneyi
Lineage: Eukaryota; Fungi; Ascomycota; Sordariomycetes; Sordariales; Podosporaceae
Exons: 2
Coding region: 267-1547 (426 amino acids)
Cellular component (GO): mitochondrion
Source: RefSeq, a predicted model, not a curated record